GAUGCUUAAUUCUUGAGUUACAAUUCGUUUCUGAGAUGCAUUGGGAUCUUAUUUUCAAAAAUUCACAACCUUUCCUUCUGUUUCAAGAUCUAUACGGAAGAUUUUCCCCCAAUUUUAGUUUCAUCUGUUGGUUUGCUUUUGCCUUCAUUGAUUGGACAUGCCCUUUGUCAUUUCUGAGUUAUUUGAGCAGGUGUUUUCAGCCAGCUGAUUUGUGGGGGGAGGUGCACCGUUGCAAAUUGAGCAUCUUCGUUUUGAUUUUUUCUUCGUUAGACUGUUGAUCCACAUUGGCAAUGGAGCGCCUUCCUCUUGAAGUCAUUGGAAAUAUACUGUCCCGCCUUGGUGGUGCCCGAGAUGUGGUAAUAGCAUCUGCAACGUGUCAAAAAUGGCGAGAAGCUUAUCGGAAGCACCUUCAUACCUUAUCAUUCAAUUCUAAUGAUUGGCCUGUUUAUCAUGAUAUUACAGCUACAAGACUAGAGAUCCUGAUAACUCAAACAAUAUUCCAGACCACGGGAUUGCAAGGUUUAUCCAUUUUGAUGGAUGAUGUUGAUGAGUUCUCAGCUUCAACUGUCAUUGCUUGGCUCAUGUAUACCAGAGAAACUUUGCGCCGUUUGUUCUAUAAUGUCAGGACUGCCCCAAACAUUAACAUUCUAGAAAUAUGUGGGAGGCAGAAGCUGGAAAUUUUGGACCUAGCAAAUAAUUCCAUAACUGGUGUUGAACCUAAUCUUCAAAGAUUCCCUUGUUUGAAGUCCCUUUCACUGAGUCAUAUUAGCAUUUCAGCAUUGGAUUUGAGUCUUUUGCUAUCUGCUUGUCCAAAGCUUGAAAAUCUGGAGCUUAUCAGUCCUGAGAUAGCAAUGUCAGAUGCACAAGUGACAGUGGAACUCAGCAGCCCAACAUUGAAAAAUAUUUGUAUUGAAGUAAUUAGUUUGGAUAAGUUUGUACUGGAAGCGGACAGUAUUGAGAGUUUGUACUUGAGGGAUUGCGUCCUUGAACUUUUUGAACUCAUUGGAAAGGGUACUCUAAAGCAUUUCAAGAUUGAUGAUGUUAGUGUUAUACAUCUUGAUAUUGGUGAGAAUGUUGAUGAUCUUGAGGUUGUAGAUGUGAGUAACUUUACAAUUAUUUGGCCUAAGUUUUAUCAGAUGAUCUCACGUUCCUCCAAGUUGAGGAAGCUUCGUCUUUGGGAUGUGGUUUUUGAUGAUGAGGAAGAGAUUGUGGAUUUGGAAACUAUCGCUGUUUGUUUUCCACAGCUGAGCCAUCUUUCUUUAAGUUAUGAAUUGAAAGAUGGAGUCAUACAUUAUGGUCUGCAAGGAUCUUCACCACUGGAGAGUGUUACUGUGCUGGAGCUUGGGUGGACUAUAAUCAAUGAUCUCUUCUCACAUUGGGUCAAGGAACUGCUAAAGAGAUGCUCAAAUCUUCGAAAGUUGGUUAUUAAUGGGGUUGUUUCAGAAGCCAAGACCCAUGAAGAAUGCCAGAUAUUGGCUAAUUUCACCUCAUCCAUUGUGCAGCUUAUGAGGGAAUAUAUACAUGUUGAGGUGCAGUUUGAGUUUGAUUAAAAUUCUUUUGAGUCACCUUGGUUAAAUUCAAGUUUUGGUCAAUCAUGAAAUGUAUACGCAAAUAUGCAGGUCAGAUAUCAUUUGAUUAGAUUCAAGUUUUGAUUCAAUUAUCAAUUGUAUAAGUACAUUUGUGGUUAAAUUUUACAGAAAUCAAUGCCUGAAAAUCCU
This is a messenger RNA of Rubroshorea leprosula, 1718 nucleotides long. NCBI's taxonomy places the organism in Eukaryota, Viridiplantae, Streptophyta, Magnoliopsida, Malvales, Dipterocarpaceae. The record is from the annotation of a GenBank genome assembly.